GAGGAGGAGUUAAAUUCAGUUUAAAGGGAAAUAAAGCCACUCCUGAAAUCUUUGAUACGACAUUAUGUCAUAUGUGAUACAGCAACGAGAAAAACGACUAACUUUGAUAUAGGCUACACGUAGCGUAGAAAAUGUUGAACACGGGCGGUGUGCGUCCCUCUGCUGCGUCCUCCCGGCGGGAAGGAAGAGGACCGAGAAAGAUCCGUGUGUAUGACUGCCGCGUUGACAACAAGAAAGUUACUGGGACCGAGCUGAACACAAGUGGUUUGAACUACAAUACCUUUCUUCAAAUUCUGCACAAGGAAUUUGCAAUCCGUUCACAUGAAAUAUUUGUGCUGGCCACAACCGACAGAACUGUCCUGGACUUUGACAAAUAUGAGAAGCUUCAGGAUGGCAGUACCCUCUACUUGCUGCAGAGGGAGGACCAAGCUCUUCCAGUGGCAACGGAAGAGCACAUCAUGUUUACGCCUCAUUUUGAUACGUUGAUCCAGUGUGGGACAUAUGAGUACUACUCUAGUGAGGGACAGAAUUCAUUACCUUAUGCAAUUGCUGAGUUGAUUGACAAUGCUCUGUCGGCUACAGCUAAAAAAACAGGAACGAGGACAAUAGAGUUACGAAUGCUCUUUGAUGAAAGUCUUGGGAAGCCUGCAGUGAUCGUCUUAGAUAAUGGAUGCGGGAUGACGUCUAAGCAGCUCAAUAACUGGGCAGUGUACAGACUCUCUAAAUUUACCAGGGAAAACAGCUCAUUUGCAAGUAAGCAAGAGGGGUAUGUUCGGCCUGUUCCUGUCCCUCGUAGUCUCAACAGUGAUAUAUCCUACUUUGGAGUUGGAGGAAAACAGGCUGUUUUCUUCAUUGGAGACUCAACCAGGAUGAUCAGCAAAGCAGUGGGCUCCCCAGAUGUUCAUGAGCUGAUUCUGUCUAAAGAGGAAUUUGAGAGAAAAGAGAAGAACAAAGAAGAUGUGUACCGUGGGACCAUCAGAAACAGGAAGCCCGGUGACUCUUCACAUGUGCGUGAAAACGAUCAGCGUUUCCUCCACGAAUUAAUUUCUGAGGAACCUGGGAAGCAAAGCUUCACAGCCGUGGUCAUUACAGGAAUCAAGUCUGAGCAUAUCACCUUUUUGAAAGAGGAUUUCGCAAAGUGGACCAGAGAGUUGGCUCACAUAUAUCAUUAUUACAUCCAUGGAGUCAAUGGAAAUGACAUGAGUCGCAAAUCUACAAACUCAGAUCAUCUCCCUAAAAUUGACAUUCAGGUCACCUUGCGGGAGAAGUCUAACAGAUGUCCCCGUGUGAUGAAUCUCAGGGAAGUUGACGAUGACAUGCAGACUCUGUACAUAAAUGCUACUGCAGACACGUUUGAGUUUAAGGCCACCACUGGACAAGACAGAGGCACGGUGGAGGGACUAAUUCGAUAUCAUCCCUUCCUUUACGACAGGGAGACUUUCCCUCCUGACCCAUAUGUUGUGCAAGCACCUGCUAAUGAUGAAGAUGAGUCUGGAGUCCAGCAUCAGGCAAGAGGAAAGAGGCCGAUCUUUGAGUGUUUCUGGAAUGGACGGCUCAUACCUUACGCCAAAAUUGAUGAGUUUCAGUGGUGUACUCAGAAAGGAAACGAUGUGCCCGAUGAGUGUUACAGUCGGUUUUCGGGGGUGCUUUUCACUGAUGACAGAUUCCAGGUCACCACGAACAAGCUCACCUUUAUGGACCUGGAGAUGAAAGUGAAGAGCAAGGACACUAUCUUCACACGUGUCGUUAAUGGACAGGCACAAAGAAGUAUCAUUGAGAAGGACUUCAGGAAGUGGCUCCAAAACUGUCACAAGAAAUGGGACAAGCAAGUGAAGUUCCUGGGCUUCAGGGAGAUCAUAACACGAAAAGACUUGGCCACUAAGAAAAUGCAGCACCCCUGGGCGACAUUUUCCUCCAUCGAAUUGGACGGCAAAUUAUACAAAACAGACCAACUUGUGAAGUCUCAGAAAACAAACCCCAUUCAUCAUGGUACUGUGGUUCGGUUUUUGCUGUACGGAGAGCAUAAGAGCGAUGUCUUUGCCACAGGAGGACAAGUUGAAGUGUGUUUGGAACCCAAAGCACUUUAUGCCAUGACCAAGAUCAUACCCAUUUCCAAGAUCGACAGGACCGUCACUGAUGCCGCCAUCAAGAAAAACAUUGAAAAUGACUUCGCCAAGCUUCCAGAUAAACUAAAAGUGGACUGGCCAGACGGUAACCCCUGGCCCCAGAAUGCUGUCCGUCCAGCUGGGAUGCCGUUAGGGGCGCUCAGAAUCGAAAUUCUGAACAAGAAGGGAGAGUCAAUAUCCAGGAUGCCAACAGUGGGCCAGUCGACAGUGAUAAAGCUGUGUAUUGAGCUGAAAGUAGUUCAGCAUGGUCCUAAAACAAAUGCAGAUGUUAUCAGUUUUGUGGCCCAGCAUUCACCAAAGUGGGGUUUCUGGUUCAGAAAAAUUGAGAAUCUGAUCAAACCAGGGAGGUAUACACUGUUUCUCAGCACCAUAAUAAGUGAAAGUAAUGCCACCAUCUUUGGAGGCAGAAACCUCCCAAGCUACGAACUCAAUUUCACCAUCAAAGAGGGAAAUGCUGAGAGUUUUGUUACGGGUACAGUGAGCUCCACUCUUCACGUAGGGACUCCAUUUGACAUUCCUCUGCACUUAAAAGAUCAAUAUGGCAACUUGACAAUGGGUCUUCCUGAUCUCCAGCCUGUACUUAAAUGCAGUGACCUGGAUCUGAGCUAUGAUGCAGUGAACAGCAGCGGAACCACAUAUAUCAUAAAAGGCGUCAAAGCAAGAGGAAAAGUCCUGAAUUACCAACAAUCAAAGACACAUGAGCUGAAAGUGAUCCUGCCUGGCCUGAAAAAAGACACGCAGACUAUCAAGAUCAGUCUCCUCCCUGGUAAUCCACAUUCCCUCCAUGUGAUGACGGAAAACAACCCAGUCAUAGUAGAGAAUCGAAACCCGGUCAAGUUUAAUGUUGAAAUUCGUGAUGAGGCUGGAAACAUCACUGCUCACCCCAGACAGACGGUUCACUGCAAGGUCCAGGGCCUUCCACCAGCAGUAGUUGACUGCAGCAGCACAGGAGCUGGACAGCUUUUGACAAAGCCCAUAAACCUGAAUAUAAUCAAGGGAGAACCACAAACACUCAAAGUUCAAUUUGAGGUGCCUAGUCAGAAGAGCAUAGCAUUAGUUGUGAGGGAGCUGAAGGUGAUGCCCAGCACAAGAGUCUCCCUGAUAAAGAUAUACAGUCGAGACGACAAGAAUCUGGUGCUGAGGAACAAUGAAAGGGUAGAAUGGCUGGCCGGAGGGUCACUGGAGGGUCUGUUCUAUAAGCUGUAUGACGAGGCUUACAGAGCCGUGCCCCUCACUGCUGAAAUGGCUUCUAAGAUCAAGGUUAAUUGGAAAAGCGAGGUAGAUCUGAAAUAUUUGGUGCAGGGGAAACUGCCUGAUAUAAUGGUCCCAACGCAGGUGCAUGAACAACGCUUCUUCCAGGUGUCCUACCAAGACCAGAGUGUGUCUGUCUCCUUUACUAUAAUACCUCGUCCAAAUGAACCACAUCGGCUAAAAGCAACUCUGCCCCAAAGCGCAGUGAAGCUGGGUGAAACUCUCUCUGAAAACAUCAACUUGGAGCUUGUGGACCGGUUUGACAAUGAAACCAAGAGGCUAACCUCCAUCUGUGUAAACCACAUGACAGUGGAAGCUGAGGGGCUGGAUAAAUCAGCCAUCACCUUUAUAUGGCAGGAGGGGAAUAGUUCUGUCAAGGUGACAGGAAUACGUUUCCAGUGUGGGACUCCUGGCUGGAGAGAGAUGUGCUUCACCUACCAGAAAUAUGUGGCGUGUGUCAAGGUGGAAGUGACCGCUGGAAACCCUGCACAGCUUCAACUAGUCAGUGGGCCAGAGCUGCCUUUGCAGGUGUUAAAUGGCCACGGCAUCCCCACGCCGUUUCUUAUCCAACUCUCUGACGAGUGGGGAAACCCGUCUUCAGACCAGAGGGUUGUGGUGGAAUUGUGGCCCUCACCACCAGCACUGAAGGUGACGGCAGCAGUUACUUCACAACCAGUGAACUUAGAAGGGAAAGCCCCUUUCACUGUUACUAGUGUAAACGGACCAAAGGGGUACUAUCAGCUGGAGUUUAAAGGUUCCUUCAAUAACAAACCCAUCCCUGGUCCAUCUGUGAAUCUCACCGUUUUACCUGAUCCCAACAAACCUGUCAGCCUGUCAGUGAAGUAUGACACCACUGCCAUGUUUCCAGCAGGAGGCUUAUUCCCAGUCUUCUCUGUCACUGUGGUGUCUGAUGAAGGAAGCCCAAUGACAACUUUUAACCCAGCUGCUGCAUCCAUGUGGCUGUGGGAGGGAGUGCCGUUAGGGAAAAUUCCUCCACAAACAGCCACCCCGCUGGUGUGUAGUAAACCCAUGGAGAAUGAAAGGAAAGACUGUUUUCACUUUAGAGAUAAAGAAAUCCCAGAGCGUGCUGGGAAACACAUUGUCCAGUUUUCUCUGCGCAUCGACGCAACAAACUACCUGUACAGUAAUCAGAUUACUCUAAAUGUGGUAGCCAAUCAGCCUGUCAAACUGGCACCCGACUCCCAGCCACCAGCCCCAGUCGUUUCCUGCUGCACGGACAUUGCUAACCGAACCUUGGUGGAGAACAUGACUCUGAGGAUAAUGGACUCGUAUGGAAACCCAGCAGGGCAGGACCUGGGCGGGCAGGUGGUUGUUUCUAUAACAAGCUCUGGCAACAAAAACCUGCCUCUGUUUGAAGGCAAAAGGAGGACACAUUGUAUUAGCUUGGCAGAGGGACAGGCCCACAUCACUAGGUUGGCUAUCAUGGAGAACAGUCCUGGUGAGGAUGGCAGUGCAUACACCCUCUGCUUCCAACCUCAAGUGUCAAUGCUUCCUCAGACCCUGUCUCCCUUUGAGCUCACCUUCCAUUUUUACAAUGAUGCAUUGAGCCAACUGAAAAUGAGUGAGAUGUUAAAGAAGAAAACUGACCUCGAGGUUAUUGUUGCUGCACAAAAUGACUUUUUUUCUGAUAACAAGCAACUCCUCACUUUGCUAACAGAUCAAUACCUGACUGCAAAUAUCAAAGAGACUGAAGUUAGAAAUGUGCUGAGUAACAGGAAAAUAGCACAACCUUUAUCUAUCCCAGACAUCGACAAACUCCUAAAAGAGAAGAAUAUAGAAGCUGAUAGGAUUCUGAAAAUGCCCAGAAGAGUCUACUCCAUCCGUGACAACUUCAGGGGGCAGCAGGAUGUUUUGGGAAUGGUUGGCCACUUGGCUUAUGUGCAGGAUGACGCUGCUGCGAGAGUCAUCUCCUGGUUCAUCAGGGGUGACAUGGAUUGUGUCAUCACCAGAACAUCAGAAGCAGCACGGAGAAUCCAUAGAGACACCCAGGGAAGGCAGCAGGUCAUGCCCCUGGACAGCAUUUAUGUGCAACCACAAAACAGGCCGCUGCCACACAUGAGAAAUGGCAACAUGCUCUUUGAUCCCCCUGGGAACCCGGUCCAUGCCAGAGACCUCCUAAUUUACCCCAACAACCAGGAGUGCUGUGACAAAGUGUUUAAAAACAUCCUUGGAGAGACUCUUCUGAUUGAUGACUUGGAGUCUGCCAACAACUACAGACGGAUGGUGGUGCAGAACAACAUGCAUUGUCCCACCAUACUGACCCGGGAGGGAGACUGUAUCAGUGCCAAGGGCAAGUUCGGAGGCAAACAGAACAAAGCCCCACCAACUGGCGCAUUAAAAAUGUUUGGAGCCCCCAUCCCCCAGCCUUACUACGCUGUUAAAGAACAAAUAGAUCUGCUCAGUCGGUACCGGGCAGCUGUGGAAAAGAGAGAGAAGGCAGAAAAGGACCGUGAGGACCACUUACAAGACAUGAAGUCUCCUCAAAUGAAGAAAAAACAAGAAGAUAUGAGGGAGAAAAUUAUGCAGCUGGAGGCUCUUGAAAGACAUCUUGCGUCUAAAUCAAUGAAACGGGGUCUGGAGGAUGCUGGUGAGCCUUCUGGCAUCAUUACAAAAAGAGUAAAAUAGAAAUCCACAAAAGAGGAUUAGUCAAACCUGAACCAAACCUUUUUAUUAACUAUUUUAUUACUUUCAUUUCAUUUUGGAAUUUUUAAGUUUAAAUUUUUUUAUUUGUUUUCUUAUGUUUUAAGUCUUUUCUUAUAAUCAACACUGCUCAUACAAUUAUGUGCAUGGCAUGAUGUAUCUUAAAAAAAUAUUUGGAUUCUGUGUAUGUAAAAAUAAAUAUGUAAUAAAACCUA
Molecule: messenger RNA, 6253 nt
Organism: Seriola aureovittata
Lineage: Eukaryota; Metazoa; Chordata; Actinopteri; Carangiformes; Carangidae
Gene: smchd1
Product: structural maintenance of chromosomes flexible hinge domain containing 1
Exons: 47
Coding region: 132-6023 (1963 amino acids)
Biological process (GO): double-strand break repair; chromosome organization
Cellular component (GO): chromosome
Molecular function (GO): ATP binding; protein binding
Source: RefSeq, a predicted model, not a curated record